GGGGCUCUGACUCAUAGGUUUGAAGGAAGGGGCUGCUGGCAGCCCAGACUCCUAGGUCCUGAUAGAGAAAAAGGCUAGGGGUCUAGAUUUCUGGAACCUAGGAGAGGAGAUGGUUGGGAGCUGAAUUCCUGGGUGUAAGGGGGAAAGAAGCCGCGGUCCCAGACGCCUGGAACCUGAUGGAGGAGGGGCUGGGAGCCUAGACUCCUGGGUCCUGGGAGAGGAGGUAUUUGGGGGCUGGAUUCCUGGGUCUUACGCAUUACCUGCUCCGCCACUCUUUCUUAAACCCUCCCCUGUCCCUUUUUCCAAGCACCAUCCCCAUGACGACUCCUGGCUGUCAACACAGUUUAAAGGGCCAGUGCCCCAGUCCCCAAAGCUCAGCCCCUCUCUGACCAGAAAGUCCCGCCCCCACCACUCCCAACCCCCCAAACAAAAGCUGCUGAGACAUUAAUAUUCCAGGCACAGACACUGUUGGUUACUGACUCCUCAGGAGGGGGAGGGAGUAAGACAAAAGCCCCCCACCCUUACCCCAUGUGCACCCUCAAGCAGAGAGCAGGGGAUAGAUUUGGUAGGGGCAGAUCCAGAGGAACCAGAUGGCUCCCAGGAGAUGGGGCAGGACAGGAAGUACAGACAGAGAACGUGACAGUGGCUGAGGGUGGGGUGGCUGAGAUCACCUGCGGUCUGCACCAGUAUGAUGGGUCCAUAGUUGUCAUCCAGAACCCAGCCCGGCAGACCCUCUUCUUCAAUGGCACCCGUGCGUUGAAGGAUGAGCGUUUCCAGCUUGAGGAGUUCUCCCCACGCCGGGUGCGGAUCCGGCUCUCAGAUGCCCGCCUGGAGGACGAGGGGGGCUAUUUCUGCCAGCUCUACACGGAAGACACCCACCACCAGAUUGCCACGCUCACUGUACUAGUGGCCCCAGAGAAUCCCGUGGUGGAGGUCCGGGAGCAGGCGGUAGAGGGCGGUGAGGUGGAGCUCAGCUGCCUGGUUCCACGGUCCCGCCCGGCUGCCACCCUGCGCUGGUACAGGGACCGCAAGGAGCUGAAAGGAGUGAGCAGCGGCCAGGAAAAUGGCAAGGUCUGGAGCGUAGCAAGCACAGUGCGGUUUCGUGUGGACCGUAAGGACGACGGUGGUAUCAUCAUCUGUGAGGCGCAGAACCAGGCGCUGCCCUCCGGACACAGCAAGCAGACGCAGUACGUGCUGGACGUGCAGUACUCCCCAACGGCCCGGAUCCAUGCCUCCCAAGCUGUGGUGAGGGAGGGAGACACGCUGGUGUUGACAUGUGCUGUCACGGGGAACCCGAGGCCAAACCAGAUCCGCUGGAACCGCGGGAAUGAGUCUUUGCCGGAGAGAGCGGAGGCCGUGGGAGAGACGCUCACGCUGCCGGGUCUGGUGUCCGCGGAUAACGGCACCUACACUUGCGAGGCGUCCAAUAAGCACGGCCAUGCGAGGGCGCUCUAUGUACUCGUGGUCUACGAUCCCGGUGCGGUGGUAGAAGCUCAGACGUCGGUUCCCUAUGCCAUUGUGGGCGGCAUCCUGGCGCUGCUGGUGUUUCUGAUCAUAUGUGUGCUAGUGGGCAUGGUCUGGUGCUCGGUACGGCAGAAGGGUUCCUAUUUGACCCACGAAGCCAGUGGCUUGGAUGAACAGGGAGAAGCAAGAGAAGCCUUCCUCAACGGCAGCGAUGGACACAAGAGGAAAGAGGAAUUCUUCAUCUGACCCUACCCCCACCCCAGGCCUAGGCCUGGGCCUGGGCUGGGGUCCCCUCCACUGCCAGCUGCAAGGAACCAGCAAAGACAUUUACCAGAGUCUGGGAUGGUGGGCUUCUCCCCCCACCACUAACACCUCAGACACUUGGGCAGGGAUGGGGGUGUUGGAUGCCUGGAUCUCUGUAAGGGCCAGAAGUGAGAGCCCAGAGGUCUGGGUCCCCCAGGGGGCAAGGGCCAAAGGUCCAGAUCCCCCAAGUCCAGGGAGGGCAGUAGGGACUGGGUUGGGAAAAGAUAACUGGGGGAAGGCUAGGGCCCCUAGGCUACAAAACCAGGUCUUGUGGGGAGGGGGUCAGUUUCUGGGAAGGGUGGGGUGGGCAGGGAAGGGGAACACAGAUUUCUUUGGGGGUCCUAGACCCCAUGCCAGCCAUUGUUAAGAGUUCCACAGAGCUCUGGGCACCUCUUUGCAAAGCCAUGUUUGCACGGUGGGGGGAUGGGUGGGGGGAGGGCAUGGAAACAGGGAUUCUGUGUCUUUGUGUCAUAACUUUGAUGGGGGCAGUGAGGGAGACAACCCCAACCCUUUUCUCCAAACCCCCUUCUCCAGGUUCCUGGACUCCCCUUCUCUCUACCUUCUCCCCCAACGUCUGUCCCAUCCAUAUUUGUCUCUCCACCCACUCCUGGGGGGGCCUUCCCCAUCUCUCCUCCAGGCCCCCCCGGGGAGGGGGAAAGGAAUUUGGGGAGGAUACAUGGUCUCUAUGGUUUUAUAUAUAAUAUAUUAAAAAAUCAAAAAUCUGUAUGAAAAUAUCAGAUUGCACCCCCCCUCCCCAUUCCUGGCUUUUGCCCCCUUUGUUAAAAAAACAAAAACAAAAAACAAAAAACCACACACACAUUUUGUAUGGGGCAGGGAGGGAAAUGGGGAGGGGAUUUGGCAAUCUCACUAACCACCAUUAAACUGAGGAGAGAACAAG
Messenger RNA from Cebus imitator (Panamanian white-faced capuchin), 2665 nucleotides. RefSeq names its product cell adhesion molecule 4 (gene CADM4). Gene Ontology annotation, cellular component: cell-cell contact zone. The record is from RefSeq and is a predicted model, not a curated record. Bases 529 to 1710 code for a protein of 393 amino acids. The transcript has 9 exons. Gene Ontology annotation, biological process: regulation of wound healing; regulation of Rac protein signal transduction; negative regulation of peptidyl-tyrosine phosphorylation. NCBI's taxonomy places the organism in Eukaryota, Metazoa, Chordata, Mammalia, Primates, Cebidae. Gene Ontology annotation, molecular function: vascular endothelial growth factor receptor 2 binding.